Messenger RNA from Candoia aspera, 2823 nucleotides. It is a transcript of the gene DKK3, whose product is annotated as dickkopf WNT signaling pathway inhibitor 3. The transcript has 8 exons. Gene Ontology annotation, biological process: negative regulation of canonical Wnt signaling pathway; multicellular organism development. NCBI's taxonomy places the organism in Eukaryota, Metazoa, Chordata, Lepidosauria, Squamata, Candoiidae. The coding region runs from base 222 to 1274 and encodes 350 amino acids. Gene Ontology annotation, cellular component: extracellular region. The record is from RefSeq and is a predicted model, not a curated record. Gene Ontology annotation, molecular function: co-receptor binding; receptor antagonist activity.
GCCCCCCCGCCCGGGCGAGUGGCCCAGCCAGUCCGCGAAGAGAGGAGGCGCGGAGGUGCCAACGCAUCCCUCGGUCACGCGGGCGAGGGGGACCGGUUGCAGACCGGCGAGGCAGGCCGAGGCGGGGCUAGCGCGCGUUUUCCCGAUCCAGGAGAUUGUCGGAGGGCAAAAGACCGGUUUCUUCAAGGCUUCCGCUGGGCCUCAUCGCAGCAGCUCUGAGGAUGUUUCUGCUUGGCUGGACGAGGCUCCUGUUCUUGCUGGCUCUUCUUGGCAUGGUCUUUUCAGCUCCUGCUUCAGGCAAUAAGAAAAAGGAGCAACCCCAGGAAAUAGUUCUAAGCCUUCCAAAGGAUGAAAUUAGCCUGAACGAAAUGCUCCAGGAAGUCGAGGAGCUGAUGGAGGACACUCAGUACAAGCUGACAAAUGCGGUCAAAGAGAUGGAAGCAGAGGAAGAAGGUUCUAAAAAGAUAAUGGCAAUUGAUUUUCAGAAGCUUCCUGCCAACUACCAUAAUGAAUCCUACACAGAUACAAAAAUUGGAAAUAAAACAAUACAUAGACACCAAGAAAUUAGUAAGGCAACAGAUAACAAAACUGGAUCUACUAGCUAUUCUGAAACUAUUAUUACAUCAAUACAAGGAGACAGAAAGAGAAAUCAUGAGUGCAUUAUAGAUGAAGACUGUGAAAUUGGAAAAUAUUGUGCAUUCUCUGGUUUGGAGUACAGCUGUCACAUUUGCAAACCUCAACACGCACACUGCUUUCGGGAUCUGGAGUGUUGUGGACAACAGCUCUGUGUAUGGGGUGAGUGCAUGAAAGCUGUCUCAAAAGGAGAAAAUGGAACCAUUUGUGAAAAUCAACAUGACUGCAAUCCGGGAAUGUGCUGUGCAUUUACGAAAGACCUUCUGUUCCCCAUAUGCACUCCCUUCCCUGGUGAGAGAGAACCUUGCCACAAUCCUUCCAAUGGGCUUCUCAACCUGAUUACUUGGGAGCUGGAACCAGAUGGGGCUCUUGAUCGUUGCCCGUGUGCCCACGGGUUGGUUUGUCGGAUGCAGAGUCAUAGCAGUGAAUCUCUUUGUGAAUUAUCAUUUAACAAGACCCAAAGCGAGGACAAGAAACCAUUGCUAGCGGAUGAAUUAUCACUUCUGGACUUUGUAACCCAAGAUAUUCCUGGUGAUUAUGGAGAGAGACUCAUCAGAGAAGUGCAGAAAGAACUGGAGGAUGCAGCGGCUGAUUCAGGGGAACUAGCUGCGGCUAGUGACUUUUUUGGAGAUGGAAUAUAAAUCCAGCAAGUUACCUGAUCACUUGUGCACUAUUAUUGCUGUUUUAAGAGCUAUCAUACACACACGGCAUACCUGGGCCUCCUCUCUGCUACAUAGAAGUGCAAUAACCUUUUCCACUGCAUGAUCAGGAAACAGAUUCCUAUGCUAAAUGGGUGUGGCUACCAGAUCCUUACAUUUUAAGUACUGUUUUGAGCUGGUUAAGAAAUAGGCUUGAAUUAAUCUAAGGCUGGUGGUUUGAGUUUGUAUUUUUUCUCUCUAUGAUAAAUAGCCUAAUUGGACAUCAGCUUAAUUUUAUAAAAUGAGCCAACCUUACAGUCCAACAAUACUGAAGGAUACUAUGCUCUUAGCCAUGGUGAAAGGAACUUACAGGAGCUUGGUGUCCAGUAUGUGCAGAGGGUAUCAGGAGAGUCUCUUUUAGUUAGUUAUAUUGUCCACGUCAGAUAGAAGUGAUAGUAACUUAGCUGCGCAUCUUGAUUUAGAAUGAACAUUUCCUGAAUGGCAGAACGGCUGAAAUUGGGUGGGUUGUCACGAAAGUUUUUUUUCAAAUUAAGGGCGAUGAACAGGUACUGCAAUAAAGCUGACAUUUCUCUUGCAGUAGUCAUGCCCAGAGGCUUGUGAAACAUGAGUUCAUGAUGUACACAAACAUUAAAAGUUGAUCUAGAGUUUCAGGAGGUACAUUUUUCCACAGUACAGCUCAAAUCAGCCUUAGCUAUUUAGCUUCUUCAAAUUCUUAAAAUUUAAGUGCAGCCCCAUGAAGGGGAAAAUGUAAUUACAGUAGUUAUUUUAGGGUAUCUGAAUACUUGGGAGUUUUUCCUGACUUUUUUUUUAAAACCAUCUUACUAUGCCAUGGAAACCUAUUUCCAACCCUUACAUUUUUAGCAGCACUGGCCAGUCUUCAAAAAGGAUGUACCAGAGCCCUGGUCAAAAUUUUGCCUGGGUGUGUGAGGGUUUCAAACAUGGCAGGGAUGAAUAUGUGUACUGGCCUUGUCUACCAUAUCUGCCUAUACCCCAAAGGCCUCACCAGAAACUGUAUUCAUGUUCUCCCUGAAUAUGCAUAUAUCUCAGUACCUGAUCCUGGCCUCCUGAAUUGGACAAGAAACUAAACACAAAGAAACUGUUCAGAUUUUUGUGCAGCACCUGUGCAAAAUGAAGCUUCGUGUGUUCAAGCAAAAACUUGACAUCCUUCCACAAUUAGCGGCAAGUAUUCAGGGCAAUUUGAAGUCCCAUCAGCCAGGUAAUAUUUGGAAGUCAAUUCAAAAGGCUCCCCCCUCCUGAAGAAUUUCUUGCAAAACAAUCCUGUAUUUUGAUUAUUACAAUAAAUUUCAAAGUGUGAUUAAAGUAACAACAGAAUGAACAAAUGUUUUAUUUGCAUGUUCAUUGUUGUAAACAGCAUCUGGCAUGGAAAAGUUUACCAAAACCUUUUACUGAUAUAAAUUAGAUAGUAUUUUCAAAACAAAACAACAAAAAAGAAACCCUUCUAUGGUACUGUAUGUAAUUUAUCUUAUCAUGUAGCAAAUUAAAUCUCACUUAUAUACGCUUUGCAAUGAAA